Messenger RNA from Gigantopelta aegis, 2634 nucleotides. RefSeq lists its product as uncharacterized. Gene Ontology annotation, molecular function: metalloexopeptidase activity. The record is from RefSeq and is a predicted model, not a curated record. The transcript is spliced from 4 exons. Gene Ontology annotation, biological process: proteolysis. The coding region runs from base 402 to 1235 and encodes 277 amino acids. Lineage: Eukaryota; Metazoa; Mollusca; Gastropoda; Neomphalida; Peltospiridae.
CACAACACAGACACACACAGACACGCACACACACACAAACACACACAUACACACAACACACACACAACAACAACACAACACAGCAGUACACACACACAGCACACACACACACACACACUCCUAGUGCUAGAACAAAACUUCAAGUGAUACAGAUAUUUGAUGCGAUGCGAUAAGGCUUUUACAUGCUCCUAUACCACGUCGGUUUCGAGCAUGUCCGCCCCAGCGUUCGGCCUCUGGAGGCCAGGGACCCAGUCUGGGGCAGAUUUGAGCUAAAUAUUUUAACCUGAGACCUUUUUACCGUGUAUUUCCAUCAUUCUACCCUCAAAAUUAUUUGUAAUCCAUGUAAAAAUGUUUAGUGAUAUGUUUGGAAUCCUACAUAGCUGUUGGGUAGUAAUGCUAAUAUGAAUAAAUGUUGUUAUCCCAAAUUCGGGCAUUUUCGUUUAAUUCGGGCAAAAGCUAGCCUUCCCCACCCGCACCCCUUACAAAAAUGGGGACCUGUACGUCUAUAUUGGCUGUUAUAUGAUUUUAUUAAUAUUUCAGUGGGCAUCGUUCCCGAUGCGGCAUGUGGCAGUAUAAGUUGUGGCUGUAAACACUUCAUGAACACGUGGGUGCCUAACUUCUGGAGCAGCACGCCGGUUGUGUCCGGGGUGAUGGUCAUGGACACCAUCAUGAACUUUGAUGAGACGAGGCAGUCACAGAAACUUCCAGUAUCAUCAGAGAUGAUGCGCACGCUGUUCCCUGUGGCAGCUAAAAGUAUUGCUAGUGACGGUUCCCAGGGCGAUUUUCUCACUGCAAUCGGCCGCCCAGCUGAUUCCCGAAUACUCGACGCCUUUGUGAAUCAGUUCCAGAAUCAGGGACAGGGCCGGUACAAGAUAGAGAAGCUCAACUUGUCUCCGCUGAAGGGAAAUAUCAUAUCGCAAGACGACAUUUCUAGAUACGACCAUUUCAUGCGAAGUGAUCAUGCUGUUUUCUGGCAGGCUGGAAUUCCCGCCAUUUUCAUAACCGACACGGCCGGCUUCAGAGGUUACAUGCAGAACUGCUACCAUAAACGCUGUGACACCAUGGAAAGAGUCACCGACAGCAUGAUUGAAUUUGCUGCCAAAACAUCCAGAGCUCUUGCAGCAACGGUCAACCAAAUGGCGCCCACACUUCCAAAUGUUAAUUCAGGACACCAAACAUUUCCGGAAGUCGUCAUCCUGUUCUGGGUUGUCUUUCUUGCAAUGCUGCCAAUGUGAAGUUAACAGCAUAAAAGUGCUUGACAAGCACCUCAGAACUUGAAAUUAAAAUUUGUAAUACAAAUUAUACCACAAGUAUGUAGAAUUGUAGAAUACAAAAUUAAAGACAGAAUACAAAAUGAACCAGACCUCUCUCACUAAACACUAAUCACUAACCCAGUGUCCUGGACGAACAGCCUAAAUAGCUGUCCACGACAGUGCGCUUGAACCGUAAUUGGGAAAUAAUUAUUAAAGAAAGCAUAAUUUUAGUGGAACCACAGUUAUUUAGAACUGUACAAAUAAAAUUCAAAAUAAAAAAUUCAAUUUUUCACCUUAAUUAUGUAGUACUGUAGGAAUCAAAAUCAAAAUACUUGUAUUGUAUUACAUUUAUGUAGACGAGCAAAUUGUUUUGUUUUAACCUUUGUAUAACGUACUAUUUUUAUUCUACUUUGAAAGACAUUUUUUCUGUCAAUCUGUUUUUCUUUUUGAUUUUUACUCUUACACACACACAUAAUAAUUAUAUAUAUAUAUAUAUAUAUAUAUGUUAAUAUUGUUGUACAAAUUAAGUUAAACUGUAUUUGGUGUUAAUUUUUAAUCUGAACGACAAAACUGUGAAACGUGAUCAAGACCGUAUCACUGCACAAUGCAGAGUCGAAUGGAAAUUUGGUAAACUACUUAUUGAUUACCUGUCUCGUCUACAACAGUAUAAGAGGACAGCCACUCCCGAGGAGAUCCUAUUACUGGAGAUUUCAUCCUCCUUGCAUCGCCACAAAUAGGACUGCCACUCCAAGACUAGUUUACUAAAUCAAAACUAUCACAGGACAGAAUUUCAUUAGAAUACGUACAGCUGUGAUGACAUACACUCAUGAAUCACAGUUAAAACUAAUGAUACCAGGUGUUCACAAACCUUAUCUGUGUAUUUAAGUGCAUAUUUAUAAACAUAACAUCGCUUAUUGAUGCAUGCUUUGUAAUCGUUUUGUUCAGUCGUCAUUCAUUCAUUUUAUAAUAACUUUUUUGUCGAUUAUAAACUUCCCUCUUAGUAGGUUGUGCAAAUUGUAUUACAUUUAUGUAGAUGAGAAGAAUUGAAAAUAAAAAUAAUGAAGGCUAAUUGUACCAUGUGGCCCUUGAUUCAUAAGGAAAAAUACAGUAACUUUUAGAUAUGUAGAUAAAUAAAGAUUUUAAAUAAAUGUGUUUCGGUUUGAACAGUGUGGCGAGUAAAUGCUUUAGUUUAGUUUUAACCUUUGUAUAACGUACUACUUUUAUUAUACACUAAUAUUGUUUGAAAGACAUUUUUUCUGUCAAUCUGUUUUCCUUUUUGAUUUCUACUCUUACACACACACAUAAUAAUAUAAUUAUAUAUAUAUAUAUGUAUGUUAAUAUGUUUGUACAAAUUUGAUAAAAAAUAAAAAGUUUAACUGUA